This is a messenger RNA of Fraxinus pennsylvanica, 915 nucleotides long. NCBI's taxonomy places the organism in Eukaryota, Viridiplantae, Streptophyta, Magnoliopsida, Lamiales, Oleaceae. The record is from the annotation of a GenBank genome assembly.
AUGAAAUUCGGGAAAGAGUUUAAGAUACAUUUAGAAGACACACUGCCUGAAUGGAGGGACAAGUAUUUGUGUUACAAGCCUUUAAAGAAGCUUCUUAAAAAUAUACCGGCCGCGGAUCUUCCACCAGACGGAGAUGAGUUGGCGCCGCCUCCGCCGCCAGCCGAGCUCCAUGACUGGUUUGUCGGGAUUCUUAACGAAGAACUCGAAAAGUUCAACGAUUUCUUCGUCGAUAAAGAGGAAGAAUUCAUCAUCCGCUUCCAGGAGUUGAAGGAAAGAAUUGAACGAGCGAAAGAAAAAGGCGGUAGAGACGGAGUCUUUAGAUCAGAUACUGAAUUUAGUGAAGAGAUGAUGGACAUACGCAAAGACUUCGUUUCCAUUCAUGGCGAAAUGGUUCUUCUGAAAAAUUAUAGCUCUCUUAAUUUUGCUGGUCUUCUGAAGAUUUUGAAGAAAUAUGAUAAAAGAACCGGGGGAUUAUUACGCCUUCCUUAUACACAGCUUGCUGUUCAUCAGCCUUUCUUCACCACUGAACCUCUCACGCGAUUAGUUCACGAGUGUGAGGAAAAUCUUGAGCUCCUCUUCCCGCUAGAAGCCGAGGUUGUCGAGUCAACUUCCGUUGCACAAGAUCAGAUGGAUACAGUUCAUAGAAACCCUUCAAAUGAUUGCCUCGAGACAAACUUGUCGCUUGGGGAGGAGAAUGUAGAUAUAUACCGGAGCACCCUUGCUGCAAUGAGAGCUAUAAAGGGCCUUAAAAAGGCGAGCUCUACUUAUAAUCCAUUUUCGUUUUCAUCUCUCGUUGGAAGUGUGGAUAAUGACAUUACAGGCGUUGUAACAGCUGAAAACUCGCCCUGUGAUUCCUUUGCAACCUUGCAAAACCAGGACGAAGCGAAUGAAGACGAUGCUGGUGCUCCCAAAUAG